Apis laboriosa (Himalayan honeybee) is the source of this 3039-nucleotide messenger RNA. RefSeq names its product sodium-dependent dopamine transporter (gene DAT). The transcript is spliced from 13 exons. The record is from RefSeq and is a predicted model, not a curated record. Gene Ontology annotation, cellular component: neuron projection; neuronal cell body membrane; presynaptic membrane. Lineage: Eukaryota; Metazoa; Arthropoda; Insecta; Hymenoptera; Apidae. Gene Ontology annotation, molecular function: dopamine:sodium symporter activity. Gene Ontology annotation, biological process: sodium ion transmembrane transport; dopamine uptake involved in synaptic transmission. The coding region runs from base 609 to 2552 and encodes 647 amino acids.
UUUCGAAUUUAUAACUUUUCUUAUGAUUUGUCAUUGUGAUCAAUGGACAAUUGUUUUCAAAAUCAGUCUGUACAAGAAUCAACCAUUUAUUAUUGUGACAAUAGUUCUUGCAGACUAAUUCAUUUAUAAUUUUCAAUAGAACCAAGCACAUAAAGAAUAAUAAUUAUAAUAUACAAUUUCCAAUGAUUCUUUUAUUACAUUUGUAAAAUAAAACGAAGAAGUACAUGAACAAAUAUGAACUUUUAUCAUAUUUAAAUCAAAUAAUCGUCGGAUUAAGUUCAAAGUUGUCACUCGAUUCCACGAAAGAACGAAAGCAACAUUUCGUGGACAGUUAGUGACGCGGUAAUGGGUUUGACGGAUACGAGUUUCGAAGUACUUUUGACCCUGUGGAGGGUUCUCGUCGUGGGAGUCGUGUGGACCGAAGAAAUCUGCGGUCAGUGUAGCGGUGUCUUACUGAGCCACAGCAUUGCCGAUCUCACUCGUUAAUCAUAUUGGACAUAUUAUUUGGAAGACGAUUAAAAAUAAUUCGUUGCUCGAUUCGUAGCAAGAGAUUUUGAUCGGUUCAUCAAUAGCGAAGAUAAUUAAGAUAAUGACGUGGAAACUGAGACAUGUCGUCGAGGGUGGUGAAGAAUGCGCCAAAGUUGAACGGCAGCGUCGACGGCAGGGAAACGUGGUCCGGCAAAGUCGAUUUUCUUCUCUCUGUCAUCGGAUUUGCCGUCGAUCUUGCAAAUGUCUGGAGAUUUCCUUACCUAUGUUAUAAAAAUGGUGGCGGCGCUUUCCUGGUUCCAUAUUGUAUAAUGUUAGUAGUAGGAGGUAUUCCAUUGUUUUAUAUGGAGCUUGCCUUGGGUCAGUUCAAUCGAAAAGGUGCGAUCACUUGCUGGGGUCGUUUGGUACCACUUUUAAAAGGAAUUGGCUACGCAGUGGUAUUAAUUGCAUUCUACGUCGAUUUCUAUUAUAAUGUGAUCAUCGCCUGGGCAUUGAGGUACUUCUUCGCCUCGUUCGCAAGUCUUUUACCUUGGACUACCUGCGACAAUCCAUGGAACACUUUACAUUGUCGUACAUUUGACACAAACAUUUCUUACAUGUUCGACGAUGCAUAUUUCGUCGACACGCUCGACUCCACAUAUCCUGGCAAUUCAUCUCUGAUCGAGGACCGUUUGGAUAGGAAUUCGAAUCAAGGAUACAAUAGCACGUGGUACACAAGCGCUGCUCAAGAAUAUUUCAACCGAGCUAUUCUAGAACUUCACGAAAGCGAGGGUUUACACGAUCUUGGAACAAUUAAAUGGGAUAUUGCAUUAUGCCUGCUGAUGGUCUAUCUGAUUUGUUACUUCUCCUUGUGGAAGGGAAUUUCUACUUCUGGCAAGGUAGUUUGGUUCACGGCUCUAUUUCCUUAUGCUGUUCUAUUAAUUCUACUUAUACGAGGCGUCACGUUACCAGGAAGUCUGGAAGGGAUUCGUUAUUACCUCAAUCCGAAUUUUUCCGCCAUCAGUAAAGCAGAGGUCUGGGUGGAUGCAGCAACGCAAGUGUUUUUCUCUCUUGGACCAGGUUUUGGUGUACUUCUGGCUUAUGCAAGUUAUAACAAAUAUCACAACAAUGUCUACAAGGACGCUUUAUUAACCAGCUUGAUAAACAGUGCAACAUCCUUCGUUGCUGGUUUUGUGAUAUUUUCUGUAUUAGGGUACAUGGCACGAGCAAGCGGAAAAUCCAUUCAAGAUGUAGCGACUGAAGGACCUGGUCUAGUGUUUAUCGUUUAUCCUGCUGCCAUCGCUACUAUGCCUGGAUCAACAUUUUGGGCACUCAUCUUUUUCAUGAUGUUGCUUACAUUAGGAUUGGAUAGCUCGUUCGGAGGUUCCGAAGCGAUAAUAACUGCUCUUAGCGAUGAGUUUCCAAUUAUUGGGAAUAAUCGUGAAAUUUUCGUCGCUUCGCUUUUCACGCUAUAUUUCCUUGUCGGUUUAGCUUCAUGUUCUCAGGGUGGCUUUUACUUCUUCCACUUGUUGGACCGAUACGCAGCUGGAUACUCGAUGCUGUUUGCAGUUUUGGCGGAAGCGAUCGCCAUUAGUUGGAUCUAUGGAACAGACAGAUUUUGUGCAGAUAUUAAAGAUAUGAUUGGAUUUUCACCAGGAAUCUAUUGGAGAGUCUGUUGGAAAUUCGUUGCUCCGAUAUUUCUUAUGUUUAUCAUCGUUUACGGUUUAAUGGGUUACGAACCACUGACUUACGAAGAUUACGUAUACCCUGUGUGGGCAAAUAUAUUAGGCUGGUUAAUUGCGACUUCCUCAAUUGCGAUGAUACCCGGCAUUGCAAUUUACAAGAUCAUUAUCACACCCGGCAAUUUUAUUCAGAGAUUAAAGAUUCUCACCACCCCCUGGAGAGAUACUCAACAAAGAAACGCAGAUUUCUCUUCAGUCGCAAAUGGCGCAGUUCGUCGUAGUUUCAUCGUGGAUGAAGAUUUAAACCUAACCAAAGAACAACAAAAUUUAAGAAAAGAGCAAACGGAGGUGAUGAUCCAAUCUAGAGAGAAUGUUAAUGGAGAUCCACCACCGGAGCCAGUCUAGGACAGUGCGGUUGUGAUUUUACACGGUGCCCGGUUCCAAGUAUAUCUUUGCUAAUACUUUAUCGUGGGAAUGUACAGUUCUACACGAAACUCGAACGCACCCACUUAGAUUUUACGAUACAAAUGUUUAAUGACAAUUAUUUGCUCUUUUUGAAAGACAAAGCUUCAAGCUUUGUUAGAUUUUUGUGGAAAAAUAUUUUUUCUUAAUACAUUGUUAUUGCAGUGAAAAAUAUUUAAAAAAAAAUCUUAUCUUGCUAUAAAUUAUGUUAAAAAUAAGUUUUCAAUCGUUCAAUCCUUAUAUUAGUCUUUUAAUGCACUGUUAACUCUUUUGCUACUAAUAUAAUAAUAAUAAUAUGUCUGUAAAAGUAUUUCGAUCUCUGAAUAUUUUUAGAGAUUAUAAAAAUUUUAUUUUAUUACAUUUUAUUAUUUUAUAAUUAUUAUAAUUUUUAUUAUUAAUUUAGAAUAAUCUUUAAGAGAUUUUAAAUUGA